Notolabrus celidotus (New Zealand spotty) is the source of this 1283-nucleotide messenger RNA. It is a transcript of the gene dus4l, whose product is annotated as dihydrouridine synthase 4-like (S. cerevisiae). NCBI's taxonomy places the organism in Eukaryota, Metazoa, Chordata, Actinopteri, Labriformes, Labridae. Gene Ontology annotation, biological process: tRNA processing. Gene Ontology annotation, molecular function: flavin adenine dinucleotide binding; tRNA dihydrouridine synthase activity. The record is from RefSeq and is a predicted model, not a curated record. Bases 254 to 1198 code for a protein of 314 amino acids. The transcript has 6 exons.
GUGACGUAUGGGUUCAGAGUUCAAACACACGCCUCCUUUACACGCAUGGUAAACUGGAUCGGAAAGGCUCAAUGUUGUUUCGAAGUAAACCUAGUGAUAAACAUGUGUGUUUGUGAGUUUGUGUCAGUCUUUGAAUAGAUGAAUGUAUGCCACACGACAGAACCUCUCUUAAAAGGAAACUCCUCUCUUGAAUGUUGAGUUGGCUAGCUUGUUAUGCUAGCUGGCUAGUAGUGCUAACUCAACUUUGUGAAAAAUGAAGACUUCUAACGGCAACACGAACAUAAUGGACAUGUUUGAGAAGGGAAAAGUCUUAAAAAUAUGUGCCCCAAUGGUUCGAUAUUCAAAGCUUGCAUUCAGGUCCUUAGUGAGGAAAUACGACUGUGACAUCUGCUUCACACCAAUGAUAGUUGCUGCUGAUUUCUUGCGAUCUGUCAAAGCCAGAGACAGUGAAUUCACCACCAGUGAGAGUGACCGGCCCCUCAUUGUGCAGUUUGCUGCCCAUGAUGCCCAGUCUCUGGCGGAUGCAGCCUCUGUGGUCGCUCCUUUCUCAGAUGGAGUUGACCUGAACUGUGGCUGUCCCCAAAGAUGGGCAAUGUCAGCUGGGUAUGGUGCAUGCCUCAUCAACAAGCCUGAGCUUGUGAAAGACAUGGUCAGAACCGUCAGGGACCAAGUGGAUAAUCCAAACUAUUCAGCAUCCAUCAAAAUAAGAAUUCACAAGGACCUGAGGCAGACCGUGGAUCUGUGCCAGAAGGCGGAAGCAGCCGGUGUGUCGUGGAUAACAGUCCACGGCCGUACUUCAGAAGAACGCCACCAGCCAGUCCAUUAUGAUGCCAUAAAAACAAUCAAAGACAGCGUAUCCGUCCCUGUCAUAGCCAAUGGGGACAUCAAAUACCUCCGGGAUGUGGAGUCCAUUCACCAGCUUACUGGUGUUGAUGGUGUUAUGGCUGCGCGGGGGUUGCUUUCUAACCCUGCCAUGUUUGCUGGCUAUGAGGACACUCCCCUGGAGUGUGUAUGGGACUGGGUGGACUUAGCUAUUGAGCAGGGAACUCAAUUCACUUGCUUCCACCACCAUCUGAUCUACAUGCUGGAAAGAGUGAGCUCCCAGCCUGAAAGGAAAGUGUUCAACUCUCUGUACAGUACCUCAGCCGUAAUAGAUUACCUCCAAAACACAUACGGGUCAGUGAAAGAUCUCGGUUAAUGGCGAUGUGUUGCUUUUGUUUUUAGCAUUUGUAUUUUAUUCUUUUUAUGACAAAUAAAUUCAAUUCUUGAGCUGUACCACUGAA